Lethenteron reissneri (Far Eastern brook lamprey) is the source of this 6186-nucleotide messenger RNA. Its product is annotated as guanylate-binding protein 5-like. The record is from RefSeq and is a predicted model, not a curated record. Gene Ontology annotation, molecular function: GTPase activity; GTP binding. Lineage: Eukaryota; Metazoa; Chordata; Hyperoartia; Petromyzontiformes; Petromyzontidae.
UUCGCAGAGAAAACACGUUCAAUGUUUUUUUGUUUUGUUAUUAACUAUGUGACCGUCUGUCCGCCUCUCCGGGACGUGACGUCCAGCCGGCAAAACUUUCUUUUUUUCUAAUUUCAGCGUGAGCACGAUGUGUUGACAUUUCGCGACCACCACCAUCACCUCCCUCCUCCUCCCCCCCACGGUAAGUGAAGAGCUGCCGUCGCAGAGGUCACGGGCGGCGUGAACCUGGCGGGGAAGGAAGUUCCACUGCCACGGAUUUACGACUCAGCCCGAGGAGUUUCCCCACGCAGCAGCAGCAGCCUCCUUCCUCCUCCUCCUCCAACCCCCGGCCAGAUCCGGUCCGUUCCAGCACCGGCGACGACUCUCACCUGCACGCCGCUGCCACGACCACCACCGCCCUGUACAACAAACGCUGCCUGCAGCGACUUUGCGAAGAACGACUCACCACGGCCACCCAAGCCUCGCAAGAAGCGGCGGGUCCGCUGAUCGCAUUGGUCGCAGAAGCGAGUGCCAGUCGCCUAUAACAUCGCCGCUAUAGGCACCGCCUCGCAGCGUUGGACUUUCGACCGCGCGAUUCACGGAGGAGGAGGAAGAGGAGGAGGCACCGCUGCCGGGUCUCGAGAGCGAGGGAGGCGAACGGACGGACGCCUGUGAAGGUGACUCCACAGCAGCCAAAGCCCAUCGGCUGUGCCCUGGCCCCGUGCAGCGCGAUCCCCGCCACCAUGGAGAAGCCCCUUCACUUCAUCCGCAGCGACGCGGACGGCAAAUUCGUGGUGGACGAGUCGGUGGCCACGCAGCUCGCCCUGCUGCCCGAGGGCCCCGCGGAGGUGGUGGCCAUCAUCGGCAGCAGCCGCACGGGCAAGUCCUACCUGCUGUCGCGCUUCUUCGGCUGGGGCAAGGGCGGCUUCGAGACGGGCGCGAGCACGCGUCCCGUGACGCGCGGCGUGUGGUUGUGGAGCCGCGAGCACCCCCUUCGGCCCGAUGCGCGCCUCGUGCUGCUCGACACGGAGGGCCUGGACGAGCCCAGCACGGCCGAGGGCCGCGACUAUGACUACAAGCUGUUUUCGCUCACCGUGCUGCUCGCCAGCUGCGUGCUCUACAACACCGUGGGCAAGAUCCAGCGCAGCGACAUCGACGCCCUGCGCAUCGUGCUGAAGCUCUCCGAGUACAUCCGCCUGAAGCCGGCACCGGGGACGCACAGUGGUACCGGCCAUGGUGAGGAUCUGGCCGGAUCCCUCUGCUGGGUGAUGCGAGACUUCCACCUGGCGCUGGACUCCACGCCCGACAAGUACAUGGAGGAGGCGUUCAGCCGCUUCGAGUCGUCCUCCGAAGGGAAGCUCGUGGACUCGCUGCGCAAAUACUUCCCUGUGCGGCGCUGCUUCCCGCUCAGCACGCCGCUGGCGAACGCCGCGCAGCUUGGAGAGCUGGACAACAUGUCUCCGAGCGAGCUGAACGAGGACUUCAGGAGGCAGGCGGAGGACAUGAUCAGCACCGUGCUCACGUCCGUGGUGUCGCCCAAACGUAUUAUGAGCGACGACGGCUCGAUCCGCACGCUCGACCCGCUGCAGUUCGUGACGGUGGCCCAGCACUACGUGGCGGCGCUCAAUGCGGGCGACCAGCCAUGCGUGCAGGACGCCUACCUGGCGCUGCUCGAGUGGGACGCGCGCCGCGCCUCCGCCGAGGCCCUCCAGGCCCGCCGCGCCGAGCUGGAGGUCCGGCUGGGGGGCGCGGACCCUCCGCACGGCGCCGCGGUGCUCACGCGGGCCCUGGCUGCGGCCCACGGAGCCGGCGUGUCGGCGUUCGUGAUGCGGCUCGCCGAGCUGGGCCUGCACAACGAGACGCCCGGCUUCCUCCCCGGCUUCCUGAGCGAGCUGACCGCAGAGCAGGAGGAGGACUGGAAGCACAACGAGAAGCUGUCGCGGGAGCGCAGCGCUGCGGCCCUGAAGGAGAUGGCGCGCACCGCCCUGGGGGACGAGGGGGCCUUCAUGGUGCCCGGCGGGCACCUGCAGCUGGCGCUGGCGACGCUGCGGCUCGUGCACGAGUUCAGCGAGAGGACAGACCUGGGGCCGUGCGCAGCCGAGGCCCUGGCGGAGUUCCGGGAGUCGCGCUGCGCCCCGCUGGAGGCGGCGGUGUCGCGCUCCGACGCCGAGAUGACGCAGAUGGAGAAGGAGCGCGCCGAGCGCCGGGUCGCCGAGGAGAAGGAGAAGAUUCGCGAGCAGACGCGGGAGGAAACCAAACAGAAGUACAAGCAACAAAUAAAAGAAAAUGAAGAGAAACACCUGGAGGCCGUUACUAAAUACAAGAUGGAGGCGCAGCAGGUGUGCGGCGAGAUGGAGAAGCUCAAGGAAGAGAAGGAGCGGGAGCUGGGAGAGGUGAAGGCCCAACACCGGACGGAGCUCGAGCGGCUCGAGGAGACGCACCGCGACACGGUCCGCCGCUUCCAGAAGCAGGAGAACACCGCAGCUGCGCCCAGGCAGCAGCGACGCAAGAUCCCCCUGAUGUGCCUCUCCAAACAGAGCCAAGAUUAACCGCGGCAAGGGUGGCUCGGCAAGGUUUCUGCUCAGACGGCGCGCGAGUGGCCGUGGCUUCCCGAGAGCGGAGGUUCGCCACGUUUGGAGGAGGUGUUCGUGUAACACAGCGCGUGCGCGUGUGUGAUUAGUGCUGUUUAAUGACAACCGGUAAGCUGGUAACCAUUUCUAAAAUAAUUUGCCGGUGCCAUAAGUCAGGAAACUGGUGAUCGUUUCCAGUGGAACUGUUAGGCACGAGUGCACCAAUUGGCUCAUGCCGCCGUACAAACCGCGCGGCGGCCCAAGUUACGUUCGCUCUCGUUUCUUAGUUAAACGAUAAACAUGUAGCUUUGCAAUUGCUCACUCAAGCGUGCCUUCGACACGCGGUAAACCGAUGACUGCGUUUUUACAGUUUUUACCGUUUUUACCGUUCGGGAAAAGAACUCUGAACAGCCCCCUCGUAUAUUUACACAGAUGACAUACUCGGCACACUUCCAACAAAUGUCGUAAUUCACUUCUUCUACAUAUCUGUUCUGUCUGAUAUGCAUACUCGCGGACGAAAUGUAAUGUUAAACACCUGCUUUCCCAAUCAAUUACUGCAGCAACAACACACAUGUAUCCGCGUGUGAAGAAAGGGAUAUGAGUGGAGGGAGAUCAUUGGGAAGCAGUGAACAGCAGGGCUGGGAGAAUUAACUUUAGCAAUGUUGUUUGUGUAAAUUGUUGGCUGAACUUGAGCACAGUUACUUUAGCUAAUUAUGGUUUAGUUCAACCAUCUAUUUAAAUUGAACACGAUGAAAAAACUGCCAAUUUUAUUUUAAUGUGUGAAAAAUAUUAAUGUCACGUAAAUUUUAUUGACUCCAUGGAUGCCUCUGUUUUUAUUUUAAAAACAAAUUAACAUUUUAGUCGCACACCUAUUUCAAUUGGCUAUGAAUGAAUUGUGCCCUGACAGGAAACAGAUGUUCAGUAGUUUCACCGAUGUCCCCAGCGGAGGAACGGUGCCUUUGUGCCUUCUCACCUGCAACAGGAACACGCGUUUAAGUUUGCAACAAACUUGGAGACAUUGUACAUUGUGCAAAAUAAUGGGCGUCGUUUGAGAGAGUAGUCACAAUAACCAGGAAAUACGCCCCCUUGCUUCUGUCUCUCCACAUUAAAAGGUAUUGUCGGUCUGUAAUAAUCCUUCAAGGAUCUGUCUUACAAGGCCGUGUUUUUUUUUUAGCUCCAACGAACAACAUUGUCUCGUUUAUUCCAGCGAUUUUGUACAAGCGUGUGAUUUAUCCCUGUGCAGUUGGGCGUGGAAAAUGAGAAAAUUAAAUGCGGCGUCGUAGUUUAUAUACGGGGCUUGUUUGUGCCCACCAGGCUAUGAUUUGGCCACGUUGGUUUGUACCUGGUUCUAACCCAGGAGCUCCCAUCCUCAUUGAGCCACCAAUUAAUGAUGGUGCUUGGAGCCUCCUAGAAUAUAUAAAUCCUGUACAUUUCUCUCACGUGGUGAUGUUUCAAAUAAAAUAUCGAAUUGUUUCGAGUUAUAUUUAACACAUCAGGACACGGCAAUGUCUUCUGGCAUAUCAUAUGAAGCUUUUCAGUCUCAUGGUAGUGAACUUACGACAAGAGAAAAAUAACACGUUUGUUUAGCUGUGCAAGGUUUCAAUCUGGAACGAGUGGUGGAGUGUGGUUGGCAUUGGGACCUCACCCAAGGACUGAAACGCCCCCCCCCCGCCGUCCCAAUUUGCCGCUGGGGUCGCCCCCUUUCAAACGUUUGAGAUGGGACGCGAUGCAAGUCUCGUGCGCGUGUGUGAAUCGCUGUGAGAUGAUCCGGCGUAAAGGAGAAGUGGUUCUAUCAAAGGCAAAUCGUGAAAUCGCUUUUGAUGUUUCCUCCCUCGUGCCGUGAGGCUGAUUUGUGGAGGAGCCAACGGGGGGGGGGGGCACCCUUGAGAUGCUGGGUGGCUCACCGGGUCUGUGGUGCCCAGAGCAGAAGUGUUGGGGAGGCAGCGGCAAUUCCUCGAGCCGCGGAGGCACCAAGGAGCAACCCCUGCAAGGCGACUCUAUUAAAUUUCGAUUUAAAGCUUUCGUGGCUGCAGGGAUUCAUCUUCUUGGUUCUUUCGGUAAAGUCACGUAGAAGGGAAAUAAUAAAAUAAUAAAAAUAAACCAAUAAAAUAAUUUUCACGAUGUUUCGGCCAUAACGCAAGCAGCCGUCCUCAGGUCAAGAACAGGUCUGUCAGAAAGACAGCUGUCUUAUUAUUUCAUUAUUUCCCUUCAACGUGACUUUACCGAAAGAACCAAGAAGGCGACUCUAUUGUUCUGCUUGAGUGAACGUGGACGGUAUUUUUGUGUGGGUCAAGGUCUGACAAAUGCGACUGCUUGAAUGCCAUAGGGUUGCUAUUGCUUAUGUGUUUUAUCCGGACGCCGCUUGCGUUGCUUGGCUGAAACAAACGAGAGCCUUAAAUUAUUAGUUUAAAACGAUACUUUAUGCCGGGUAUGGUACAUUUCAGUUUUAUAUGGAGAAUAUUGUUUGUUAUUUAAAAAUUGUAAUGUUUCAGUACUUGGGCUACAAAUGUUAUUGAUGUACAGUAGUUGCUUAAAAUAUGAAAACAUUUCACCCGCAAGGUUGCAAUCAAAUGUGGUGUAGUCCGUGUGCAUACAUCUGCUUUGUGGAACUUUAAUACUGCUUAGUACAAAUGUGAUGGAGAAAUGCAUUGUCUGUUUGCCUAUUAUUAGCUCGCUUUAAAAAAAUGUCUCGGGGGGGAAAAAAUAUUGUUGUGAAUGUAAUUUGUAAUUGCAGUAGUCGUUAAGGUUAUGUACACUGCACUUUGCUCAUAAUUGUAACAAGUUGGUGAAUUGUCCAUUCACGGUCCACCAACCCAAAAUCUGCGGUCCACCAAACCCCAUCCCUCCGUGAUCCAGCAACCCCACAUCGCUCCGUGAUGCAUCUGCUCCAAAUUUCACCACGAUUCAGCAAUCCCCAAAUCUUUCCGUGACCCGCCAACCCAAAAUCUCGCCGUAAUCCACCAACCCCAACUGCUGGGCGAACGAAGGUGGGGGGUGUGGUUAGGUGGGUGUCAAUAAACAUUGUUUCAACUGCAGCUCUUGGGGCCUUGAUAAUGAUCACAUCGCACAAAACAAAUCGUAUCCACUCUUACCUCUCUCGGCCUAUUUGCUGUGGAAAGGGUCAUUGCCCGAAACGUCGUCUACUACAUACAGAGUGCUUCAAAAAAUGUUAACAUUUCUGAGAAUUUGCAACAACACCACAAUGGGCCUCCAUGCUCUGGAGACCACCUGGAGAAAAUUCGAGGCACGCGUUGACGGUGAUGGCGAGCGAGUUGGAGACUCUUAGAAGCUAUCAACAUACAUUUGUUAUCAUGCUACAGCGUAUUAUCCGUUCUUAAAAACGAUAGUCCCAUAUAAGUGUCAACAUUUUUUUGAAGGCACUUUUAUUAUUACCAUUUAUUGAAAAUAGUAAUAACAAUGAUGGCUUUUAGGAUAAUAAUAAUAAAUUGUGCGAUCCCCAUGGCAACACUUGGGGCGCACGUGGUUGUCUGUGAGUCCAACGUGGAGGGGAACCCGCUCCACGUGUGGACGAGAAAAUUAGUCGUCAAUGAAAACCCAGAAAUAUCACGAAUCGUCGGUGAGUUUCGUUGCGGCGAUUUAUUUACGACAACAAGCGAACAUUAAAGACGCAACUGUG